CACACACUCACAGUCACAGGACCAGAACAGCACGGAAAACGCACACCCCCACAUGUAAGUGAAACUACGAAGAGGCACAACAGACACACAGGAAGCACACCAGCAACAUUAUGGACUAAAAAAAGAGACUUUUAGAAAUAUCAGACACAAACCUGAAUAAGAAAAGUAGCAUUUAAAAAAAGAUUUUUAAUCAAGAAGACAAUCUGAAGCAGGAAAACUUACUUCUGACCACUGGAGCAAGAGGUGAAGAUGGAGAAGUCAGAGAUGUUUGGCUUCUCUCUGGAGACAGACGACAGGACGGAGGAGGAAAAAACACGGCAGAAUGCGCCAAAGAAGGGCGGUGUGUUUUCUUCCCUGGGUUUGGACCAGGAGUUGCCCAAGGCUCCCAUGGACACUGAUUACCAGGAGGAAAUGGAGAAGACCAAGCCUCAAAUCAGAUUCAAUCUCAACUUUGACAAAGGGAUUCGACGUGAGAAGCAGCCCGGCCAGAAGAGUGACAGCAAGACAUUUAACAUUGAUAGGUUGUUUGAAGCCGUGGCCAGCCGGGAUGUCAGAAAGCUGGAUGGCCUGCAUCAGUACCUGCACCAGAACAUGAAGAAACUCUCGGACUCUCUCUAUCAGUCCUAUGGUAAAACUGUCCUGAUGAAGGCUCUGCUGCACCUCAGGAACGGCGAGAACAAGACGGUGGAACUAUUAAUCGACAUUUCAGAGAAGAUGGGCGACAUUAAAGAGUUUGUGAAUGCAGCCUACACCAACAGCUACUACAAAGGCCAGACCGCUCUCCACAUAGCCAUUGAGAGGAGGAGUUUUUCCUAUGUGAAGCUGCUGAUCAGUAAAGGAGCAGAUGUCCAUGCCAAAGCCUGCGGAAUAUUCUUCCAGCCACAUGAUGGCCCCAACUUCUACUUUGGUGAGCUUCCUCUGUCUCUGGCAGCCUGCACCAACCAGCCCGACAUGGUGGACUUCCUCAUGGAGAACAGUUACCAACGAGCGGAGGCUAAGACGAGGGACUCCAGCGGCAACACGGUGCUGCACGCCCUGGUGGUGGUGGCUGACAACACUGAGGAUAACACACGGUUUAUUACCAAAAUGUACGACCGCAUCCUCAAAACCACAGCCAAGCUGCACCCCACGCUGAAGCUGGAGGACGUUGAGAACAACAAGGGGCUGACGCCUCUCAAAAUGGCUGCCAAGACUGGCAAGAUUGGGCUUUUUUCACACAUCCUAAAACGGGAAUUCCAGGAGAGUCACACCAAACAUUUGUCCCGUAAAUUCACCGAGUGGGUUUACGGGCCCGUCCACAGCUCCCUGUACGACCUGGCCUCUGUGGACUCGUUUGAGGAAAACUCAGUCAUGGAGAUACUGGUCUACGGUAGUGACAUCCCUAACCGCCACGAGAUGCUCCAGUCGGAGCCUCUGAGCCAGAUGCUGGAGGAGAAGUGGAAGAAGUUUGCUGGCCCAAUGUUUUUUUUUAACUACCUGGUCUACCUCCUGUACCUGAUCAUCUUCACUCUGGUCGCUUACUAUAGAGAGGGUGGAGAGGAUGUAAAGCUGCCGUUUCCUAUCAAACACACCCCAGUGGGAUACCUAUAUGUCUCAGGCCAGCUAGUGACAGCGCUGGCAAACUGCUAUUUCUUUCUCAUGGGGAUCAUAGACAUGAAGAGGAAACGCCCGAAGCUGGAGACGUUGCUGAUUGAUGGAUAUUAUGAGAUUCUUUUUUUUGUGCAGGGCACCCUGUUCCUGGCCUCCGGCUUUCUGUACCUGUCAGGGCGGAUGGAGUACCUUGGCUUCCUGGUGAUGUGUCUUGCUCUCAGCUGGGUGAACAUGCUCUACUACUCCAGAGGCGACAAACACAUGGGCGUCUACAGCAUCAUGAUACAGAAGAUGAUCCUUUGUGAUAUCCUGCGCUUUCUUUUUGUCUACAUCGUCUUCCUCUUGGGAUUUUCAGCAGCGGUGGUUACAUUGCUCAAGGAGCCUCCUAAGGGGCGCAGUUUCUUUACUACCGUUGCCCCUGGUUCGGAGUGUCAAAAACCGUACUUCAGAAGCAUCUCCUUCACCAUUCUGGAACUCUUUAAGUUCACCAUCGGCAUGGGCGACAUGGAGUUCACUGAGGGCUACGUGUACAAGGAGGUGUUCUUCGUGCUCCUCAUCGGCUACAUCAUUCUCACCUACAUCCUGCUGCUCAACAUGCUCAUCGCCCUCAUGAACCGCACCGUGGAGAGGAUCACCAUGGAGAGCACCAGCAUCUGGAAGCUACAGAGGGCUAUCACUAUCCUGGAAAUGGAGAAAAGGCUGUCUCGCUGUCUAAGGAAGAGGUUUCGCUGCGGGGUGGAGAAGAACCUCCACACCGCUCUUGGAGAUGACCGUCGCCGGUUUUUCAGAGUGGAGGAAGUCAACUGGAACAAAUGGAACAUCAACCUGGGCAAAAUCAAUGAGGAUCCUGGGUGCUGUGAUCGUGCCCAACAGUCCGCCUCAAACACUCUGCCGGACAGACCAAGCAGAGGGAGGAGCUGGAGAUGCGUAUUCACGGACGGCAGUCGGCCGUGGCGGCAGACAUACGAGUCCACAGAGAUGAGUCCUCUGGGUGCCUCGCCGGUCUAAAGAGACAACAGAGAGCUUCACUCUGGCUGCUCAACCUGACUGACCCGAGCAUCGAGGCAUUCAAACCUGAGAGACAGCAUUCAGUUUCAGUUCCCCAAGAAAUGUAACUGUCAAAUGUGUGGACUGCCUUUCUGACGGACUAAUAUUCCCAUGCCAACUUGAUUGUCUUUGAGGCAAUAUUUCACUGAGAUGAGCAGUGAUGAGGAAGAUAUGGCAGAGCUUUGUUCAUCUGACUGACAUAAGGGCAUAAAAUAGAAUGUAUCAAAGCUGAAAGCUGCAUCAAGUGCUGCUUAAUUGCCAAGUCACAUGUUUGCAAUACAUUAAAAAUUUAAUCCAAAAGGCUUUUGGACAUGCUGUUUCUACCACCACCUGAACAGGAUGCACAUCCUCUCUGCACAAAGGCUAAAACCUGCCGGCACCUCUGACAUCGCUCAAAAUCCUUCAUGGAGUAAUACUGAUUACUAAAGGUGCUGAUCCUGCUCUCCUGCUGUGUGCCCUUUAUACAAGUCCCAUUUUCAUCACAGCCAGACAAGCUAAAUCUACUGCAGCCAGAUAGGCCUGUGGAUUUCGCAGCUUGCUUUGUCUACUCAACUUCCUGUUUCUAUUUGGCAGAGGCAGGCUCUGAUAAAUGGCAUCAAAGCACAGCAAUCAGGUGCAAUAAUCGCCACCUUCAGCAAUAGCUGUCUCAGUUACAAAUUGCAUGUGGUUUAGGCGGCCCUUUUGAACCGUUCAGCCACUUGUAAGGCUGAUUAUGUAAGACACAAAUCUGUGAAUAGUAACUGACCCGAACUGUCAGGACAAGAUGACAAUAGUUGUCAUUCUCAUGCAAAAUGAAGGGAGCAGGAGAAAAGUGCAUAGCUUUUCUUUUUUUUUGUUGCUGAAAAGUGCACACCUGUUGUCAGUUUGAAUCAGUGUUGCAGAUAAUCCAAACCACAGUUCAGACUAGUUUCAAAGCAUAAAUUAGAACUUUAUUUUAUUAUUACAAUAUUACAAAAAAGAGUAGCACAACUCUCACUCGCUUGCCGCUUAUCUGUCGUACAGAAUGACACAAAAGAAAGGCUUGUGGACCUUCUUCCAUUUCACAGCAAUAGUACAAGAAACAAAGAAGGAAAGAAAAUUUAAAUAACGAGCAAAUCAAGUAUUUUAAAUAGUCACAACUGCAAACUGAAGCUUUGAAACUUGGAAAGAAAAAAAUGUUACAACUCAGUAUCUACACAUUGCUAAAAAAUAUAAUUACAAAAUAUUACUCCUUUUUCUUGCUUUCUAUUAUAAAGAAUAUCUAAGGAAUUGCUCUGUCUAUUCAAUAAAACAAAAAGAGAAGAAAAAAAAGAAACCAAAAAUUG
Molecule: messenger RNA, 3941 nt
Organism: Perca flavescens (yellow perch)
Lineage: Eukaryota; Metazoa; Chordata; Actinopteri; Perciformes; Percidae
Gene: trpv1
Product: transient receptor potential cation channel, subfamily V, member 1
Exons: 17
Coding region: 250-2598 (782 amino acids)
Biological process (GO): calcium ion import across plasma membrane
Cellular component (GO): plasma membrane
Molecular function (GO): protein binding; calcium channel activity
Source: RefSeq, a predicted model, not a curated record